UGAUUUCCUAUUUUAUGCCUUCGAACCUACCAAGCAAGCAAUUGGACCUCUGCAGAAUGUCACUAUCAGAGUAUUAAGCCGUUAAUUAUUGCCGGGAAUAUUUUGGUUUGUUUGUUUCAGUCCAAUAUUAUUAUUCAUCCACCACACAAUAUUUUGACGGAUGUGAAAUAUAUACUGGAUUUUGUUAGAUCAACUUGUUAUGGAGUUUCCUUGAACAGUACGUUUUUAAAUGCAGUGAUUUUGCGAGCACCAAGCCAGGGUGUGAAGGUCCCCAUGACAAAUAUACUCUGCAUGGAAGGUUUUCCAUUGAAGAACCGGAAAGGCCACCGCCCCGACAUGAUUUUUGUCUUUUGGACGCUUACGUCACUUCCCCAUCUUCUCUCAGCUUUGAGUGAACUUCCCCAACCAGUCAACGUGGCAAUCACCUCCACUAAUUUCCUUCAUAUGUUAACAUGGGAACAUGGACCAGGCAGACCUGCGGAUAUUUAUUAUCAAAUCCGCAUCAGUACAGAUAUGGGAACUGCCUGGGUCCCCGUGGCUGCCUGUCAGCAUGUCCAGUACCCAUUGGUUUGUAACAUGACAGAAGCCUUCUCCGACCCAUGGCAGUCCUACAUAACCCAGGUUACAGCCAAGCUGCGAGCUCAGGCCUCUUGGCCAUUGACGCAUCCUGGAUUCAAGCCAAUCAAAGACACUCAGCUGGACUUGCCAGCGGUGGCUGUGACUCCAUGUCGAAAAAAUCUGUGUGUGGACCUUCUGCCUCAAACGCCGCAUCUAUGGGAAUUCUACAACUCACUCAGCUACGAACUCAGGAUCGAGAACAGUGACGCAGGCAGAACUCCGUUUUUUCAGGAACCCGAAUCUCUGAAGGGAACUGUUCUGAAGAACCUUGCUCCCGGGAACUACUGCAUCUCAGUUCGAUUUUCUGACAGCUUUAUCCCGAGACAGUCCAACUACAGCCAGCGUCAUUGUGUCGUUACCACAGGGAUUUCUACUUCAGACUCUGUGAUCUCAGCUUUUUUGUGCAUUAUAUCCAUUGCUGUUAUCAUCAUUGUGAUUCUUCUCAUCUAUACUGGAUUGCUAUGUCUGAGAAAGAUUCAUCUGCCACCAGUGCUGACAUCCGUCCAUCACACAAAGGAGGCCCUGAUUGUUGUGCCCCACAAAGCAUCCUUGUCUUCCCUCGUAAUUAGACCAACACUGUACUCUCCAUGUGAAGAGAAGGACCGUCAACUGUCAGAUCUUCAAGAUGGAGAAAGGACUUCAAGAAAUGAAAGUGGUUACAAAAUGCGUUUAAAUUCUAACCUACCAUCUUUGUCAUCAUCAUCUCCUUCCCUUCUAUUCUCAUAUCAGCCUGGAUCACGGUUAAACAACACUUCAAACUCCAUUUUUUUAUCUUUAGAUGUUUUUAGUCCCCUGCCUCAAACAUGGAUUUGGAAUGACAGACUUUUAAAUGCUGCAUCAAAACAUACAUCAACAACAACAGCCUCACUUUCUGAUACUCUUGUGAACUCAGACCACAGUCCAUUUUUAGACCAAGCUAGUUUCAUGGCUGAGAGGAUACAGCCAAUUGAGGUGGAAAACUGGGAGGAUGAAAAAAGAGACAACCAAGAUGUUAAUCUCAGCUCUCUAAUUUUGGGUAGGUAUGUGGAGGAAUGGGAUAAAACCAUUUCUGACCAAUCAAAUGUGGAUACAAUUGAUUUGGAAGAGCAUGACAGGAAUUCAGCGAUGCUGCCAGAAACCUGGGACACCAAAGAGGCACACACUCAAAGCACCUCCUGCUCUGAUGAUGAACAGCAACAAGAUAUACAGUUUUCAUACAUGAGGCGCUAAUUUUCUGUCAUAUAGGACAUAUUGUACUAUACACAGAGUUGCCAAAUGUUACAAAUCGACAAUACUGUAACACAGGUGUCAACACAGAAUAAGACACUAAUCAUAGGCUGUGAAUAAGCUACGCUUUUGACAUCGUUAUCAUGAAGGGAGGAGAACGAUGGAGACCAUGCUAAUUGCCAAGCUUUUGUGACAUGUUGUAAAGCACCAAAAUUAGUGAUUUCCCACCUCUUGUUGUUUUAUCCUAUUUCGUAAUACAGUAAUCCAUUUAUUGCGGUUUAACUACAUUGCAGAUUUUUUUUCCAAAUUAAAAAAACAAUUAAAAUUCUAAAUAAACUUC
Messenger RNA from Syngnathus acus (greater pipefish), 2164 nucleotides. Its product is annotated as interferon alpha/beta receptor 2-like. Lineage: Eukaryota; Metazoa; Chordata; Actinopteri; Syngnathiformes; Syngnathidae. Bases 274 to 1827 code for a protein of 517 amino acids. The transcript is spliced from 8 exons. The record is from RefSeq and is a predicted model, not a curated record. Gene Ontology annotation, molecular function: protein binding.